AUGGCCGCAUCUGUUGUCGCAGUCGAACACCCACGCAUCUACUUCCCCCGGGAGAUCAAGCGAGAAUACCACAAUUCGACCAUCACAAGCCCAGAGUCAUCGUCGUCAACACCCGAUGUCACCACGACCACCGAUCCGUCUACGACGAAACGGGAUCUUUUGAGCGAUCUGAUCUCCGAGAUUCUCGGCACGGAAUGGCCCCCGAAGUCAAGCACCUCCGAGAAGCCGAAGCCCCCUGUGACCACUGUUAUUGUUGAUAGCACUGUGGUCGUUGGCGGUCCGUCUUCCGGAUCUGGCUUACCCAAAGUCACUGUCCUCCCUACGACAAAGAAGACCGAGUCGAAGAAGAAGUCAGGCACCCGCACUAGGUCGUCCACCGAGUCCGGUAUUGUCAUCGGCCCCACGGGCAUUGUUUCGUCGUCUCCAAGCAGCGAGCCCACGGGGGUCACUUCGGUUGAUCCACCAGUUGGCAACAGCACGGUAUCUGAAAGCACAACGACUAGCAAGACCGGUGGUGGUAUUUUGGAUCCCAUUGGCACUUUGCUCAGCAGCCUUUUGCCAAUCCCCGAACCCACGAGCAAGAGCACCAGCUCCCCCGAGCAGCCCAUCUCGCAAAACUCCACGACGUCUGCAGCUCCGACUGAGUCCAAGUCUGGUCUCUUGCCGCCUCUGACCUCGUUGCUCCCCAUUGGAGGUUCGACAACGACGUCUGAUUAUGGAUCUCUCCCAAAUGCGACUUCGACCGAUGUUCCUGUGACCACUACGACUUCUUCGGGCCCAGCCAUAACUAAUGUCCCAACCACCACGACAGAUAUCCCCGUUGGCAACACCACGUCGACUACGACCGGCACGAUCUCGACUCCCACUGUGACUGAUAUUCCCGUCACCAACGGAACGGUCUCCGUGCCCCCAACUGGCACAGCCACCACGUCUACGAUUUCUGGUGAUAACUCAACGGUGAUUGUGGUCCCUUCCACUACUUCUCAACCGACUUUGAUUCCCACAACCACGUCCGAGACAGUGACUCCAUCGACGACCACGGAUGCUGGUGUGACUAGCAUUCGACCUACUGCCACCUUGACGAAUACCAACAACUGGCUUCCCACCACUAUUGUCAUCGAGCCGACGACCUUCUCAUUCUCCUCGCCCACCGCAAGCCCGACUGAGACCACAUCACAGGGCCUGCCGACAACGAUUCCCAAGGUUAUCAACCCCGACAAUCCCACCAAGCCUGCCCCCAGUGGAACUGUUCCUAUUCAGAUUGGCUUCACCUGGCAGCUCAACUAUGUGUUCGUUGCUAGCAACCCGACCGCAGCUUCACAAAUUUUCCAAUUGCUGCCGCGAGCUCUUUCAGAUGCUAGCGGUGUCUCCGUUGACAAGAUGCAAAUCUAUGGAUUGGUUCCCUUCAACACUCAGGCCAACUGGGGUUACAUCACGACCAUUGCAAAUCUGAGCUAUCCCGCUACUCUGGUUGACACCUUGCAGAUGGACUUGUGGACUCCCAACUCAGCGGUCUACAACAAUGCCGAUCCCAUGGUUCGCAACUUGACUUCAUUUAUCAACAUUCAGAUUGAUCUCCACGGCAACAUCAAUUCUGGUGGUGCCCCUGGAAGCGGUGGCUCUGGUGGCAACGGCGGAAACAACAAUAACAACAACAAUGACGCUUUUGGCUCUGGCAACAACCAAGGUGACCAGAAUUCCAAGCAAAAGGCUACCACUGCCGGAAUUGCUGUAGCCGCCGUCGGUCUCAGUGCCGCGUAUGGCGCUGCCAUGUUCAUUGUUGCUCGACGUUACAAGCGCAAGCGACAAGGCCAUCGUCGUGCCAGCUCCAUCACCAGCAGCCCAGCCUCAUCAGAGAUGCGAUACCACGGCAAUGGCAGCCCUGCUCUCAUGGGCGGCGCGUUGAUGAGCCGCGAUACCUCGACUUACGGCGGCGCUGGAGGUCGGGACUCCCACGCCAGCGGCGGACACUCGGCACGCACUGCUGGCAUUUCUGCUCCGGUGGCUACUGAGAACUCGCUCGGCUGGAACUGA
Pochonia chlamydosporia 170 is the source of this 2034-nucleotide messenger RNA. RefSeq names its product basic proline-rich protein. The transcript has a single exon. Gene Ontology annotation, biological process: hyperosmotic response; signal transduction involved in filamentous growth; osmosensory signaling pathway via Sho1 osmosensor. Bases 1 to 2034 code for a protein of 677 amino acids. Gene Ontology annotation, cellular component: site of polarized growth; extracellular region; plasma membrane. Gene Ontology annotation, molecular function: osmosensor activity. NCBI's taxonomy places the organism in Eukaryota, Fungi, Ascomycota, Sordariomycetes, Hypocreales, Clavicipitaceae. The record is from RefSeq and is a predicted model, not a curated record.